This is a messenger RNA of Helobdella robusta, 360 nucleotides long. RefSeq lists its product as hypothetical. The record is from RefSeq and is a predicted model, not a curated record. NCBI's taxonomy places the organism in Eukaryota, Metazoa, Annelida, Clitellata, Rhynchobdellida, Glossiphoniidae. Bases 1 to 360 code for a protein of 119 amino acids. The transcript is spliced from 2 exons.
AUGGCCCUCAGUAUCCGGCAGAAGAGGUUGCGAAGAAUCCCCAGAGACCCAGUCCAUGGGGUUGCGGUGCAAGGCUCUGUGGAUGGUCUGGCACCCCACUCUAUGGUGUGGCGGUGCAAAGCGGAGUUGCUGAGGAGAAUGGUUAGACCCGGAGACCCAGUCCAUGGGGUUGCGGUGCAAGGCCCUGUGGAUGGUCUGGCUACUGGCACCCCACUCUAUAGUGUGGUGGUGCAAGGCACUAUGGAUGGAAGGAUUACUUUUAGACCAAGGGAUUACAAAGCAACCUACUACAAUUACAAAUAUUAUUUUGCAAAUAUCAACCUCAAAUUAUCUGUCUUCAAGAAUCUAAAUUACAGCUAA